Acaromyces ingoldii is the source of this 975-nucleotide messenger RNA. RefSeq lists its product as hypothetical. Lineage: Eukaryota; Fungi; Basidiomycota; Exobasidiomycetes; Exobasidiales; Cryptobasidiaceae. The transcript has 4 exons. Bases 1 to 975 code for a protein of 324 amino acids. The record is from RefSeq and is a predicted model, not a curated record.
AUGGCCAGCAUGGAAAUCGACGUGGCCUACGAGCUGUACAUCGUAAAGGUCACCAGCUUCAUGUUUGCAGGCUGCAUCACCCUGAUUGUCUGGGAGUACCUGCUGCAUCUGCCUGCCGAGAUCAGCAUCCAUCGCGAGAGAAAGUACGGUGCUGCCGUUGUGUGCCUGCUCAUCGUUCGCUACUCAACGCUUGCUGCCGUUGCCGCUGCGCUCCCCUUUGUCUAUGGCAACCCGCCGAGCUGCGCGGCGGCCGCCUACACGAUCGAGGUCUGUUUCUGGAUCAUGCAGACGAGCGUCCAGGCGAUUUUCUACCUGCGCACCUGCGCCAUGUGCCGCUGGGAGAAUGGGGUGCGCUUGGGGCUGGGAUUGGCAGCAGUGGCCUCGUCUGCGUGCUGGCUGGCAGCCAUCUUUGCCCUCGACGCCCGCGACGACAUUCUCGACAUUCCCUAUGGCGGCAAGUGUUUCCAGGGCCAGUCCCUAAAGGUCUUUCACGUCAUGGGCUAUCUGGCCUCGUGUGGGUUCGACUUCAUCGUGCUCGUCAUCACACUGGCGAAAGUGUGGCAAUUGUCAGGCAACAGCUUCCCCUAUCUGGGCGACCCCGAGCAUCGCAUCUCUGCCUAUGUCCUCUGGCAGACAGUCGCCUACUUCUUUCCCGUCUUUUGCGCCAAUUUCUCCGCGAUCCUGCUCAGCCUGGUGCCCCACGACUUUGCCACGCGCUCCGUCCCCGUUGGCUACACCUUUGCCGUGUCCUCGGUGGCUGCCGCCAGGAUGGUGUUCCAGAUGCGCGAGUCGCUCGGCGUCGGCCGCGUGGCGCGGCUUGCGCCCCUGUCGAGGCCCAACUCCGAGGCUCCCUCAAAGGCAAGCGAGGGCGUCCCCCUCACCCCAGCCACCCUGAAUGGAGGCUGGCGCCUAGACGGAGCGGCGGUGCAACAGCCCGACAAAACCUUCAGCCCCAACGUGUACGCUUCGGCCUAA